Molecule: messenger RNA, 1752 nt
Organism: Osmia bicornis bicornis
Lineage: Eukaryota; Metazoa; Arthropoda; Insecta; Hymenoptera; Megachilidae
Product: trichohyalin-like
Exons: 4
Coding region: 1-1752 (583 amino acids)
Source: RefSeq, a predicted model, not a curated record
AUGGCGGUUAGUGAAAGCAUGAGCACCAACAUGAGGGAGAACACAGCAUCCAGGGAAUCACAGGAAACCAACGGAAUAAAUGAAAGUACUAGCACCAAAAUGGUAAGUAAAAUUAAGGUUGGCAGGGCCGAAAAUAACGGCAAAAGUUUAAACGAGGAGACAAAGGAAUGUAACAAAGGAAUUAAGAAACCAAGCAUCGUGGUAGCAAAGAAAGUCAGAAUAAUAGAAAACGAAGAAAUAAAGAAAAAAUAUAAGAUAGUUGACAACCAAAGCAUAGAUAAGGGUACAGGAUUAAAGGAAAACGGAAAAGGAAAAGAAAGUGAAAAUAUAAACAGAAAGAAUGAUCUGGAGAGUGUUAAAAUCAGAGAGAUACGCAUGGUGGCUUUCUCGAGAGCGGAGGUUACAAUGUACAACAAAAUGGAAGCUCACAAAGUAAUUGAAUAUAGCAGACGUAAAGAUGCAGGGUACGUAGCAUCGAUACCUAGAAGAAAAAUGUCAAGGCGUGGAGUAACAAAAGAGUGGGAAGGAUCUAUUGAAGAGCUAAUGGAAUGCACCAUGGCUGGACAAGGUGAAUUUGAAGCGCAAAGGCUCAAAAAACGAAAGCUAAGAGAUGGAAAAGCUGUAUGGGAAGAAAGUGAUUCUAUACUAUUGAAGUUCAAAGGGGAAUAUCAUGGCGAAUGUAGAGGGGAACCAAAAUGCGUAAACUGUGGCCAGCAGCAUAGGUCAAACGCCAGGGAAUGCCUUAUCUUCCAAAGAGAAAGCGAAACGAAAAAAAUUAUGGCCUACAAAAACGUAUCUUAUGCACAGGCAAGAGAAAUUUUAAGGGACAAGUAUACAGGCAGAAAAUAUGAUAUAGACAUUGAAAGCGAAACAGACUUCCCAAGGCUUAAAACUAAUAGCAGAGGAAGAAGAGAGAAUUGGGAGAGACUCGAAAUACCCAACAACGAUGAUAAAUAUAACGAAUGGAAAACGAAAAGAGGUCCAUUUAGGAACAGGGAAAGGGAGACCAGCGAUGAUAGCGACAAUGGAAGAAUGACGCAAAGAAGAGAGCAACUGGGAUCUUUUAGGUAUACAGACAGAUUCCAGGAAAGGGAAAUGAAGACCGCUGCGAGACAAGACAGGGUCAGGAUAAUGAACAGAGUGCCACUGGCACGAGAGAGACCGUGGGUGAAGGAUCCACCUGGAAUCAAUGUUUACGAGGAAUAUGACAACAAUGAGGAAACGAGGAAGAAAAAGCUAACGGGAAGAAUAAGAGGAGAAAAUUAUAAAUUGCUUGAUGAAAUAAAGAGCAAAUCAGAUGACAAAAUCUUGGAGCAAAUAAUUCAACUGAUAAGUGAAAGAAACCUACUGAACAACUUCGAGAGAAAAAUAAAAGAAACAAUAAAACGUAAAGAAAAGGAGGUACCGGUUGACCCGGAGGAAGACUGGUGGGGGUGUGGGCCUCAUUUCCACACAGUAAUCCCUGAAAAAAUGGAAAAAAGAUUCGCCAGACAGAGAGAAAGAAAGGAAGAAAUAGAGAAACUACAUCAAAGAAAGGAAUCACCUGCCAAGGAUGCAGAAGGGAAAGUUGCAACUGAAAAUGAUAAGCAAACAAAAAUCCCUUCAAACCAAACGGAAGAAGGAAAAAUGGUCGAUGAAGUUGAACUGGAAGAAAUUGAAAUCGAACCAGAACCAGUAGCUACCACGAGCAAAAAAAGUACUGAGACAAGGAAAGACGAAGAAAAUGAGCAAUCAAUGGAAGACAAAGAUUAA